This is a messenger RNA of Mesorhabditis belari, 492 nucleotides long. Lineage: Eukaryota; Metazoa; Nematoda; Chromadorea; Rhabditida; Rhabditidae. The record is from the annotation of a GenBank genome assembly.
AUGUCCGACCACGACGAGGAUCAUCAAUUUGAGGGAGCCGCCGAUUCGGGAGCUGCUGCCACUUUCCCCAAGCAAUGCUCGGCACUGCGCAAGGGUGAGCACGUGAUGAUCAAGGGGCGUCCAUGCAAGAUCGUCGAGAUGUCAACUUCGAAGACUGGAAAACACGGGCACGCCAAGGUUCAUAUGGUCGCUCUCGACAUCUUCACCGGCAAGAAAUACGAGGAUAUCUGCCCAUCCACUCACAACAUGGAUGUCCCAAUAGUCAAGAAGCGCGAGUUCAUGUUGAUGGAUAUUAACGCCGAUGGAUUCCUCAGCUUGAUGGAUCCUGAAUCUUGCGACACAAAGGACGACUUGAAACUGCCAGAAGACGCUACACUUUCAACUCCAAUCAAGGAAGCUUUUGAGAAGGACGAAACCGGAAUUAUGGUGACCGUUUUCGCUGCUUGUGGUGAGGAAGCUGUGAUGGGUUUCAAGAACAUGCCCAAGGACCAA